Molecule: messenger RNA, 1104 nt
Organism: Mesorhabditis spiculigera
Lineage: Eukaryota; Metazoa; Nematoda; Chromadorea; Rhabditida; Rhabditidae
Source: the annotation of a GenBank genome assembly
AUGCAGGAAGCAUCGGUUGAUCUGUCGUACGACUCCAAGGAGCUGUUCGGUAGCGAGCAAUUCGCCGUGGAUGCGGCGCGCGGUCAAGGCAAGCUAUCGGGCAAGGCCAAGGCGGCGCAGAUCAGCCUGUCGCAAAUGAAUGCCUUGGUGUUCGGGCAAACCCUCCAGCCCGGCCAGGUGCUUGUGCACCACGCAACCACUCCCCAGGAUAUUCCUGCCGGCGGCAAGAUCAUCGUCACCCCGCCACCUGCUGGCCUCUUGGCCGGUGACUUGGGUGUUCGCGGCGGCGGUGCAGCCCCGUUCACCCGUGUACUGGCAGCGCCGGCCAAGGGGGAAUACACCUAUGACUCAGGUACCGGUGAAUACGCUUUCGCCGCUGCGGACGAAGGCGUGCCGGUAUUUAUCGAUUACCGCUACUCGGUCGCCACCGGCAAGAGCCUUUCCGUGCGCAACUUGCCGAUGGGCGAUAUGCCGGUGUUCCAGGGUGAGCUGUAUCUGAAAUACAAAGGCAAGUCGAUUUACGUCCGCGUGCCCAACUUCGUCAGCAACAAGUUGAGUCUUUCGACCAAGCAGGACGAUUACACCAUUCCUGACUUUGAAUUCACCGGCUACGCGGAUGAGUUCGGCGAAACAUUGACUAUUCCGCCAUUGGCGUUGGGCGAUCUGGAGCAGUUGCUGGAGCGGAUCAACCGCGUCAUGGCCGGAAACAUGGAUAAGGAUGCGAUUGCCACGGUGAUCGAUGCUACGCACGCCGCGCUCCGUCGAAAUUACCCUGACAUGGAUCGCCAGGAAGUAUCAGGGCUGCUUGACCUGCGCAAUUUCCGCGACGCACUCGAAGCCGUUAUGGGCGCUUCUGGCACAGGCCAAAGCCCGGUCACGCUGCGGCGUGACUGGGACAUGGUGAUGGUGGGCCAUAUGACGGACUACUGGCGGCAUCAUCCACCCGUGCACGUGCUCGUGGCUGGUUACAUGGGAUACAAGCCGACUGAAGGCGUUACGGAUGCGCCUGACCUGGCUAGCAACUUGGCGGCAAUGGCGGCAGAUAUGCGCGCGGAUCUGCCUGAGCAUCUGCGUGGGGCGUUGGAUGCAUUUGUCCCGCCCGCA